CCUAAAGACAUUUAUGACUACGACAAACGGAUAACACACAUAUCCUUUAUCUGCAAUCACGACCCGACGGCCGCAGAACAGGGCGCCUACUCUACGGGUGCCGAUGAGAUUGUACUCUAUUUGGACCCCAAAAGAAUGGCCAACAAAUUUGAUCCGCAAAACGUCAGCCUCUGUUCGCUCAGUAUAUUUCACUCAUCCGAGUUGUGCGGUGUUCCCGAACGGCCACUCAAUAGUCUCGUUCAAGUGGUCAAUCAGGUGGCCAUCUAUUCCUGUGUCGACGGUUACGAACUGAUUGGCCCAAAACGUAUACCAUGUUUGGGUAAUGGCCAGUGGGCUCGUGAAUUCCCCGUAUGUCGACUAAAACACGGCCACUGCCCGCAAGUAGUGGACAAAUUCGGCAUAUUUUCCACUUACCAUAACAGAGCGCCCGACGGCUCCAUAAUGUACGGCACAAUAGUGACGGCCCGAUGCGCGACAACCCUAUACGGCAUUACCGGUCGACCAUUGCUGGUGUCGUCGCGAACCCGUAUCUGUCAAUCGGACGGCUCGUGGAGCGGAACCCAACCCUUUUGUAUCGAUUCCGACAAAUAUAAACCCAAAUCGACGGUCAACUCGUACGGCAUGUCCUCUAAAGCGCUGGUUAUUGUGAUUAUGGUGGGAAUCACAGCUGUCAUCGUGUUGUUAAUCAUAGCUCUGGUGGUCUGUUGUCAUGUCUCUCAACAAUGCUAUCAAUGCUAUGUGUUUUGUAGGGACGGACUUCUCAGAAGAAAUAAAAGUUCAAACGAUUCCGCAAUUGUUAGGCCCGAGUCUCAGGUAGAUAUCAAUGAGAUUAACGCUACGCUCGAACAGUUGGCCAGUUUUAAGCCCUAUAAUAAUACUAGUGGUGAUCACAAUCAAAAUAAUAAUAAC
This is a messenger RNA of Medioppia subpectinata, 909 nucleotides long. The record is from the annotation of a GenBank genome assembly. Lineage: Eukaryota; Metazoa; Arthropoda; Arachnida; Sarcoptiformes; Oppiidae.